This is a messenger RNA of Mya arenaria, 3518 nucleotides long. RefSeq names its product ribonuclease Oy-like. The transcript is spliced from 10 exons. The record is from RefSeq and is a predicted model, not a curated record. Lineage: Eukaryota; Metazoa; Mollusca; Bivalvia; Myida; Myidae. Gene Ontology annotation, cellular component: extracellular region. Gene Ontology annotation, biological process: RNA catabolic process. Gene Ontology annotation, molecular function: RNA binding; ribonuclease T2 activity. Bases 250 to 1077 code for a protein of 275 amino acids.
GUUAAUUCCAGCAAUUGCUUUACUUAUCCCCUUUUAAAAGUACAGUAUGGAGAACAAUUAUAUUUAAAGAAAAGAAAGAUUGAAGAAAUAUCAGAAUUAACCAGCUGUAGAGUUGACAUGUAUACUCACAAACUUGUAAAAGUGUUUAUGUAUUGCUGCUGAAUAAGGAGGGGCUGGCCUAGUCUAAAACAAUAGACGUGUUAUACAGAAUUCUUUUUAUCCCUAACGUCUAAACAGAUUCCUGUUACCAUGGCUCGUGAAACAUUUAUUGUAAUAAUGACUGUAUUAUUUGCUUGCUGCUGCUGCUGCAGAGGAUGGAGCAAGAGUACCACGUAUGAUCAUUUCACCUUUUCCCAGUCCUGGCCCCCAGGCGUGUGUGCCGAUGGCAACAGGCUUCACCAUACCUGCCACGUAGACAAACUGGUCAACUCAUGGACCAUCCAUGGACUUUGGCCAACUGAUGGAACAUCACACGGGCCUUGUAAAUGUAACAGUUCCAUGAAGUUUGACUUCAGCAAGAUUGCAAGUAUUAAGGAGCAGUUGAUGCAGUAUUGGCCAAACCUCUACAACGACACUAAGCUAGAAAGUUUCUGGGAGCAUGAGUGGGACAAACAUGGCACAUGCGCACAGGACCUGCCCGCUCUUAAGGGGGAGCACAACUACUUUCAGAAGGCGCUCGAGCUCAACCAGAAGUACAACAUUUAUGAGAUACUGAGUGGCAGUGAUAUAGUUCCGAGUUCUACUAUCAAAUACAGUUACAAGAACUUCACAGAUGCAGUGAAAUCAUCAACAGGAUUCACACCUGUCCUAGUGUGCUCAUACAUCAAAUGGAAAAAUGGCUCCAGUAUGCAUCUGAUCGAUCAAGUUGAGAUAUGUCUGAGCAAGGUGGACUUUUCUCCAAUAGAGUGUCCUAGCAGUGGUCCAGUUAAAACAAAGGGAGACAAUGACUGGACCAAAACAGGGGAUGCAGCUCUGGAAAUAGAGUCUGUAGCGCAGUCUAAUUGCCCGUAUAAAUACAGCUUCAAUUAUCCACCAAUUCAACAUUUUCUAGACUUGAAAAAAGACCUGAAUGUUUAAAAUUGUAUUUUUUGAAAUGAUGUUUGGAUCACAAUGUUUAACAGUUCUGAACUGUAACAAGAAGAAAUGGGUUAUAAAGUAAAUAUGACGUGCACAACCAAUAUGAUGUCUUAGUUUCUUGUUACUGAAAAUAGAACUGUGUUUCCAACAACUUGAUGUGUAUAAAUGAUCAUGGAUACUUUAAAGGUAAUUUACAGUUCUUUUUAUGAAAAGCAUUUUAUGAUAUGAUGCCAAAAACUAAUAAUUGAAAAAUAUACUAUAGGACUCAUUUCUGGUUGUUAUGGUUCAAUAAGUAAACUACAGAACCCAUUUCUGCAUCUUACCGUUCAAUUACCCUAUAGGACCCAUUUCUGCUUGUUACAGCUCAAAUACACUAGGACCCAUUUCUGCUUGUUACAGUUCAAAUACACUAUGAGACCCAUUUCUGCUUGUUACAGUUCAAAUUCACUAUGAGACCCAUUUCUGCUUGUUACAGUUCAAAUACACUUAACUCAUUUCUGCUUGUAACUGUUCAAAUCCACUGUAGGACCCAUUUCUGCUUGUAACUGUUCUAAUCCACUGUAGGACCCAUUUCUGCUUGUUACAGUUCAAAUUCACUGUAGGACCCAUUUCUGCUUGUAACUGUUCUAAUCCACUGUAGGACCCAUUUCUGCUUGUAACUGUUCUAAUCCACUGUAGGACCCAUUUCUGCUUGUUACAGUUCAAAUCCACUGUAGGACCCAUUUCUGCUUGUAACUGUUCUAAUCCACUGUAGGACCCAUUUCUGCUUGUAACUGUUCUAAUCCACUGUAGGACCCAUUUCUGCUUGUUACAGUUCAAAUCCACUGUAGGACCCAUUUCUGCUUGUAACUGUUCUAAUCCACUGUAGGACCCAUUUCUGCUUGUUACAGUUCAAAUCCACUGUAGGACCCAUUUCUGCUUGUUACAGUUCAAAUCCACUGUAGGACCCAUUUCUGCUUGUAACUGUUCUAAUCCACUGUAGGACCCAUUUCUGCUUGUAACUGUUCUAAUCCACUGUAGGACCCAUUUCUGCUUGUUACAGUUCAAAUCCACUGUAGGACCCAUUUCUGCUUGUUACAGUUCAAAUCCACUGUAGGACCCAUUUCUGCUUGUUACAGUUCAAAUCCACUGUAGGACCCAUUUCUGCUUGUAACUGUUCUAAUCCACUGUAGGACCCAUUUCUGCUUGUAACAGUUCAAAUCCACUGUAGGACCCAUUUCUGCUUGUUACAGUUCAAAUCCACUGUAGGACCCGUUUCUGCUUGUAACUGUUCUAAUCCACUGUAGGACCCAUUUCUGCUUGUUACAGUUCAAAUCCACUGUAGGACCCAUUUUUGCUUGUUACAGUUCAAAUCCACUGUAGGACCCAUUUCUGCUUGUAACUGUUCUUAUCCACUGUAGGACCCAUUUCUGCUUGUAACUGUUCUAAUCCACUGUAGGACCCAUUUCUGCUUGUUACAGUUCAAAUCCACUGUAGGACCCAUUUCUGCUUGUAACUGUUCUAAUACACUGUAGGACCCAUUUCUGCUUGUUACAGUUCAAAUCCACUGUAGGACCCAUUUCUGCUUGUAACUGUUCUAAUACACUGUAGGACCCAUUUCUGCUUGUAACUGUUCUAAUACACUGUAGGACCCAUUUCUGCUUGUAACUGUUCUAAUACACUGUAGGACCCAUUUCUGCUUGUUACUGUUCUAAUACACUGUAGGACCCAUUUCUGCUUGUUACAGUUCUAAUCCACUGUAGGACCCAUUUCUGCUUGUUACAGUUCAAAUCCACUGUAGGACCCAUUUCUGCUUGUAACUGUUCUAAUACACUGUAGGACCCAUUUCUGCUUGUAACUGUUCUAAUACACUAGGGAGUUUGAGCCAUCAGGGUUCAACUGUAUUUUUAUUAUCUCAUGAUAGUAACACUGUCUUUUAUUCUAUGUAGCAUUGAUGUACAAAUACAACAGCCAAUAACAUCAGACUUGGUCAUGUAUAAAAUUAAAUAUAAAGUUUCUCAGUGUUUUAUGGUAAAUUUAAUCAUAAAAGUAAAAUCAAAGAUGUUUUGGAUUAUGAACUUUGCAUGUAUUGGGUCAUUGGACAGGGCUGGCCAACUACCAGGAAACUAUUAAUUUGUGUGUGUUUUUUUCUUUUUUAUCCAUAUAGUUUGAAAUGAGAAAUUGUUUGGUUUAUUAUAAAAAUUGUUUUGUAACUGUAAUUGUUUUGCCUAUAAAUGUAUCAACAUCAUAUAAUCAUAAUCAUAAACUUGAACCAAUUGCUGUACUUCGAUAAAAGAUGUCAUUAUACUUCAAGUGCUUAUAUUAAAAAUAUAGAUGCAUAAUUAUUUCUAUGCUCAUCAGUUGUAGAUACAAUUGAACUUCUAAUUAUAAUUUGUGUUAAUUAAACCUCAAAUGAGUUACAGUAAGUUUCUUUGCUUUCAAUAAAUAGCUUAUAUAUUAGA